Solanum verrucosum is the source of this 712-nucleotide messenger RNA. RefSeq lists its product as uncharacterized. NCBI's taxonomy places the organism in Eukaryota, Viridiplantae, Streptophyta, Magnoliopsida, Solanales, Solanaceae. The coding region runs from base 67 to 324 and encodes 85 amino acids. The transcript has 2 exons. Gene Ontology annotation, molecular function: structural constituent of ribosome. Gene Ontology annotation, biological process: translation. Gene Ontology annotation, cellular component: ribosome. The record is from RefSeq and is a predicted model, not a curated record.
UGCCGCAGCCGGUGGUUUCAGCACUGCGAUUUCUAGGGUUUAGGCCGGAGAAGACGACGGAGGAAGAUGAAGCCGGUAGUAGGAACAGUAGUGUCUAACAAGAUGCAGAAAUCAGUAGUGGUGGCAGUGGAUAGACUCUUCCACAACAAGGUUUACAAUCGAUAUGUCAAACGGACCUCCAAAUUCAUGGCUCAUGAUGAAAAGGAUGAAUGCAACAUCGGUGACCGCGUUAAGUUGGAUCAUUCAAGACCACUGAGCAAGCGUAAGCACUGGGUUGUAGCUGAAAUUUUGAAAAGAGCAAGAAUUUAUGUGCCUCCACCAUGAACUACCACUGAGAGGGUCAACAAGACUGAAGUGCCCCCUAAUGCUAGUUAGAGCUGAAAAAGAAUUACUAUCUCAAUCUUCGCCUUGUGUAUCCAGAACAAAUUGCCUAUUUACUAAACUUUUUUGAUGUUUUUGCUCAUCUACUGAGAAACAAGUACAUGUCAGCUGCUGUUUCGGCGUUGAUCAACUAGAUUGAAGAUCAUGCUAGUCAGAAACUGGUGUUUUCCAGGUUUAAAAUGGUCUGCCUUGGUCAAUAAACCCAAACAGCCAAAAUAGUUGUUAGUGAAAAGUUCCUAAGGAAGUAGGAAUUCAUAAUAGUUGAGGCUGUUAAGCAACUAAAUGUUGUAUGUCCUGCAAUUGCCUUAUUGUCUAUUUCCAUAAAAUCUAA